This is a messenger RNA of Ictalurus punctatus (channel catfish), 2757 nucleotides long. It is a transcript of the gene klhl38b, whose product is annotated as kelch-like family member 38b. The record is from RefSeq and is a predicted model, not a curated record. The transcript is spliced from 4 exons. Gene Ontology annotation, molecular function: protein binding. Lineage: Eukaryota; Metazoa; Chordata; Actinopteri; Siluriformes; Ictaluridae. Bases 207 to 2024 code for a protein of 605 amino acids.
AAGAGUAGCUGUAGCUCAGACAGAGGCAGGGGCAUUUCUAUUUUUAGGGUGACUGGAAUGUACACAGAGACUCAUGGAAGGAAAGCUUGACAACAAACAACACAGCGUGAUCCAUCCUAUAAACAGCCAUCUGCUAGUGUUUCAGACUGCAUCAAAGAUACAAAGAGACCCUGGAAAACACAAGUGACAGAUUUGGCUGUGUCUGGAUGAGCUUUGCUUAUACUAUAGCAGGUACAAAAACCCACAGGAUGUGUUACACACUGGCUAAAACCAGAUUAGAUGGUGCAUUAAUGGAGGUCCUACACUAUAAAGACAAAGAGCUGUUGUCCACCCUCCUCUUGCAGCUGAACAACUUGAGGAAGGAGCAAAUCCUCACAGAUGUUGUCCUUUGUUCUGAUGGCAAAGAGAUCCCCUGCCACCGCAAUGUUCUGGUGUCCAGCAGCCCCUACUUCCAUGCUAUGUUCUGCAGCAACUUUUGUGAGAGACAGCAGGCUCGGGUGGAAAUGCAUGGAGUUCCCUAUAAUGCCCUUAAUAGCAUUGUGGACUAUGUCUACACAGGAGCCAUUAGUAUUACCAUGGAGUCAGUUCUCCCUCUGAUGCAAACUGCUGCAAUGCUAAAUUACGAGCGGAUUUUCGAGGCCUGCUCGACCUUCUUGGAGGCCCAGCUCAGGCCGGAUAACUGCUUGAGCAUGAUCCGCCUUUCAGAGAUUCUGCACUGCACUAGUUUGCAGCAGAAAGCUCGGGAGCUAGCUGUGAAAAGCUUCUCUGAUGUUGUGGCUUCUGAGGACUUCUGUGAACUCUCCCUGAAAGAGUUGGUUGGUUACUUAGAAGAUGACCAACUGUGUGCUGAGGAGGAGCAGGUGUUUGAAAUCCUUCUGGCUUGGAUCCAUCAUGACCCUUUUGCCCGCCAAGGUGCUAUCCAUGACCUUUUUCGACAGGUGAGGCUACGACACAUCCAUCCCUCCUACCUCUUCCAGUUCAUCGCCAGUGACCCAUUAGUGCAGUCCUCCUCCCUUUGUACUGAGAUCAUUGACUCAGUGAGACGUCUCCUCUUUUCUGUUGGUUCCAAUUGUCCGGGCGAACUGCAACCACUCUGGACUGCUCCACGACGUCAUACCUGUAAAGAAUCUCUAGUGGUUAUAGGUGGGCGUAAAAACAAUGAGCGCACAUCUCGCGAGACACUGCUAUUUGAUGAACAGACAGAGUGCUGGCAAGGGCUGGCUAAGUUACCCGUACGACUCUAUCGUGCCUCUUACGUCUGCAUGCAUAGCAUCCUCUAUGUUCUGGGAGGUCUAACCAUGACCGCAGGAGGAAAUGGUGUACCUACUGCCACAGUUUACACACUCUCCCUAAAAAUGAAUCAGUGGAGGGUUGCGGAGCCCAUGCUGAUGCCUCGAUUUGGCCAUCAGAGCAUCUCCUACCUACAGUUCAUCUUUGUUUUAGGUGGCAUUACAGAUGACAGACAGCCCUCCAGUGGGGUGGAGAGAUACAAUACCAUGUUCAACCAAUGGGAGUCUAUGGCUCCAAUGCCAGAAACAGUUCAGCACCCUGCUGUAGCAGCACAUAACCAGAGAAUCUAUGUAUUUGGUGGGGAAGAUGCCAUGCAAAACCCAGUACGAAUGAUUCAGGUUUACCACAUUGGAAGAAAUCUCUGGUGUAAAAUGGAGAACAGGAUGGUGAAGAAUGUUUGUGCCCCUGCUUCAGUUAUUGAUGGCAAAAUCUACAUUAUUGGAGGCUAUACAAGAAGAAUGGUGGCAUAUGACAUUAAAGCAAACAGAUUUAUUAAAUGCAAGAAUAUGAAAGAGAGAAGGAUGCAUCACUCAGCCACCGUCAUCAACAACAGACUCUAUGUCACUGGGGGCCGAUACAUUAACAGCCAUGUUGAUGUCCAGGAUUCAGACAGCUUUGACUGCUAUGACCCAGAGACAGAUGCCUGGACAUCAAAAGGCACUUUGCCAUUUAAACUCUUUGACCAUGGCUCAGUUCCGAUGGUGUGUGUCUCACAGAAGCCUUUUCCCACAUGAAUGUGAUUAUAAUGUUGUUGAAAACUCAGCACUGUGUACACAGAUUGGUCAUUGACUGAGAAAACUAUGUCUUUAAGUAAGAAGCUUUCAAUGACUAAGAUUCAUGCAGGAAGCUACAUGAUUUUUCCCCCCCAACUAUUGUGACUAGAGGUUGCAGUUAAAGAGUAACAUGACAUACAGCUGUUCUAGCAUAGGGAACUUGGUCAUAAGAUAUUCUAGAUGUGCAAUCAAAGAGCAGCAUCAUUCAAGCAUGUACCAACUCAUUGUAACAUGUAGCAAUACCUAUUCCUCAAAAUUAUAACAAGACAUCUUGGCAGUUAUUCCAUUUCUUUAAAAUGUACUGUAAAUAAGUAUGUACAUGAGUUAAUUAGUUUAACUACCCCUACUUUCAUGUCUAGCACUUUGUAGGGAGCACAGGUAUUAUCCACACACCUUUAUGCAAAAAACAUUCCUACAAUUUCCUAUUCGCUGAUCCUUUUAAUAAGUUUCCAUCGUUCCUUAAAACAGUGUCUGCGGUUCUAUGUCAAUUUCCAUACUGCAUUAAUUAAGUAAUAUUUUUCAAUUCAGCUUUGAAUCUUUGAAGUAUUUUCUGUAAUUAUCAUAAAAUUGUUCCUAUUUCAUAGACAUUUCCGUGUAAUCUCUUUUUUUUUUGUUUGUUUAAUAUUGAUUUUAAAAUGUCUCAAAGUAUACCUUAGGUUUUAGAUGAUUGAAAUAAAAGGUGUUUUGUGAUUUA